Oncorhynchus kisutch (coho salmon) is the source of this 3522-nucleotide messenger RNA. RefSeq names its product FGGY carbohydrate kinase domain-containing protein-like. Lineage: Eukaryota; Metazoa; Chordata; Actinopteri; Salmoniformes; Salmonidae. The transcript has 3 exons. Bases 2797 to 3228 code for a protein of 143 amino acids. The record is from RefSeq and is a predicted model, not a curated record. Gene Ontology annotation, cellular component: cytoplasm. Gene Ontology annotation, molecular function: D-ribulokinase activity. Gene Ontology annotation, biological process: pentose metabolic process; carbohydrate phosphorylation.
UUUGGAAAGUCUGUUCCUCCUGUCACGAUAAUGAUACUAACAACAAAUGGAUUCAACAACAAAGUUCCAAUACCAUAGUCAUGCACACAGUCACAGAGACAGAUCAAACACACAUAAGCCCAAAAAGAAAAACACACACCUGCAUUCUCUGUAUGGAGCUAGCAAGACUCGAGACUGGUCUCUCAGCAGUCUCUUUGCUGAAGAUAAAAUAGGUUUACACAUAUCCCCCAGCACGCUGCUGUGUUUAUUACUGUAACUGGGAAUUUUUCCCAUCAGCCUACAGCUGACCUGGCCAUACUUCCUGUUCCUCUGUCCCUGCUUCCUGUUCAGUGGCCUGAUGGGUAACCUCUAGAUAACACCACCUUCUUCCCCCUGGCUCAGCCAGCUGCUUCCACUGCAUGGAGGUCUGUAUUGCUCGAUGUCCACCAGAUGCAUAUGCGUUUUGUUUUGCUGGAUGUCUAGUCCACAUUGUCCGUGCUUGACGCACAUGUGCUUCGCUUUUCAACUACAGUAGCUAAAAGCUAAGCUUGUUAGAGUCUGUGACUGUGCUUCUGUUUGUACCACCACACGGUAAAGCAACCCACGAGUGGAAAAUAUUGAAUGCAUGUGGUACAAAGAAUGCACCGCAGCCUAUUGUGGCACCCCCAACGUAGCGUUGAAGCGACUGCUUCAUUGACAAUGAAUGACUUCCGCAGGAAAGUAAAGAGUUUGAUGCAUGUGGACAUGAGGCGUAAUCAAGAGUUUAGAUCCAGCUGCCAUAAGCUGCCCUUUGUUGGAAAGUGAUGGAUCCUUAGCCCAUGAAAACACACUCUUCCUGUCUGUGCUCUGCUCUAUCCAAAAUGUGGAGAGUGCCCUUUGCAUUUGUUGUUCAUGAAUAGAGGAAAGUUAGAUUGCCCGCUCACUCACUCACUCACUCACUCACUCACUCACUCACUCACUCACUCACUCACUCACUCACUCACUCACUCACUCACUCACUCACUCACGUGUAUGUCUACAGUGUUUGUUAACGACCAUCUGUUUCUUCCUGUCCUGCUGCUAUGUUUUCCUCCAUCCUCUCCUUCCUCUAUUCUCUCUCCCCUCUAUUUAUGCAUGGCCCUAACACAGCCUGCUAACUGUGCACUGCUUCUCUGUUUGCCCUUGGCUUUAAGUGUUUAUACUUUCUAAGAAAAUAACACAAUAGUAAGAUACUGUAUUCGCCCUUGUAGUCUUGGCAGGGUCAAUAGGAUUGUCUUCCAAUUCUGACUGAAUGAUUUAAAAAAAAUCUGUGUUAGACUCUAAUGACCCUGACUUAUCUAUGUUAUUAUCACCUAUUUCUAAGAAGUGUAUGUCUUUUUUUCAAUUGGAGGUCAAUCCCAUUUGAAGGUCUAAUCUUGGCAGAGCAUUUUUUAUACAUAUAGAUUAGUUUCCCGACAUCCUCACUUUAAAAUAAGGCAACAGUAAACAUGUCGCCCCCAUACGAAGUAUGCAAUGCCCCCCUUGGGCCAAACCGUGUACUGUUGUAAAUGAGGUUUCUCUAUGGCAAGAUGCGUCAUUCACCCAUGUUUUGUCAAAAUCAGGCCAGUGGUGUCUGAGAGAGCAUGUAUGUUAGCUAGACUCGUAUCCCUGAGCAUGUAUGCCAAAUUUCAGCACUCUGAAUCAAACAGAUUAAGACAUAUUGAGUCUUAACAGUGUUUGCAACAUGUGUACCAAAUUGUGUUACAAUACGAAUAUCCUUUACAGAUUUAUAUACAUUUAUGAGCCAGACCACGCCCACGUGAGUGUUUAUUGGCCAUGUUAUUUUAGGUGCUAGUCUGGAAAAUAUUGUGUUGAGAGACUUUUGUGCAGAUCAGUCAUUUGGUGCCAGAAGAGUAGCGUUUUAACAAAAUUCAUAAAAAUCCAUCAUGGCAGACCUUAUUGGUCCCUGAGGCAAAUUUGUUCCUUGUGAGGAGAGGGAGCUAUGUACCGAAUUUCAAAACGGUGCAUUUGACCUAAAGUCUUUAGAUUCGGUACAUUUAGUGGGCUAAUGUAAUUUCAGAUUUGUGUGUGUAGGAUAAUGAGCUGCCAGUGUCGCAGACUCACUGUUUACGAAGCUGACCAAACCAGAGAGUAACCUCUCUGGGCUAGGGUGUAAUUAAAACAAGAUUUUCUAUUGGACAAAUUCAGUCAAGUCCCUCCCCGUUUCGUUUCUUUUACUUCCGUUUAAGAAAUAUUUCGCAACAGAAUCGUCUGAAUGAAUACACACAUGCCUUGGUAUGCGAGACCACAGCGACUACCCUUUUUGGCCACUAAUGCGUUCCGUUGGAAACCAGAACGUUGUUAUCAACAUAAAUUGUGAACUUCGAUGUAAAGUAAUGUUUCAAAAAAGUUAGUUUCCCGUCGUGUUGUCCCUGUUUAAAUCAAAUGUUUAGGAAGCUGUGUUUUGCACAAUACAUUGUCUAAUGCAGCAGACUGAAAUGGAGUCCAAAAUUAUGGUUGAAAUUCCACGCAAAAAAAUAUCACUCACCAUGGUGCAAUAGUUUUGGUAUUUUUACACUCUAUCAAUGAGUCUCUACAUAUGUUUAUAUGUUUUAAUUAAAUGUUUGGGACCAUAACCUAUAAAAAAACAGAUCCGGACUUACCCUAGUAACCUUCGUUAAUGAUUUCUCUCUCUCCUGCAGGUGUUGUUCAUGGUCGAGUCAGACCCAGUAGAGUGGCACUAUGUGGGUGUGGGCAUGGGGACAGCCAGAGUGAGCGCUGCUCUGGUCACCAGGGAGGGACAGAUGAAGACUACUGCAGAGGAGCCUGUCACCAUCUGGGAGCCUCACUCAGACAAUUAUGUCCAGUCAUCCACUGACAUCUGGUCUAAGGGCUGUAGCACAGUUAGGGGUGUUUCAGAUCAGUCAGGUGCCCCUGAUUGUCCCGGGGGUGUGGAGACCCUACCUGUCCGCCAUGGUGCCUGACCUGUGGCUCAACGAGGGAGGACAGAGUCCUACUGGAAGACUAGUCAUUUCAGCUCUGCGCCGCCUGGGUCCUGCUAGAUCAGGCUUAUUCAACUACAGGCCCUUGGCCCUGCAGAGCUGCUGUUUUGCUGGGGUUUUCUCUUCUCCAUACCUGAUUGACCAUGUGGUGAAAGGUCAUGCAGCCUACCCCAAGCUGCAGAAGCAGGCUGUGAAAAGAUCAGCUUAUUUACAGCAAAAUCAUAUCCACCAAAACAACAACAUACCUUUCACCUGGAACAGGCCCCCAUUAACAUUGACGGGGCUGUAGGGGAGUGGGUGGAGAGUUUCAAGUUCCUUGGUGUCCACAUCACCAACAAACUAUCAUGGUCCAAACACACCUUCAAGAGACUGAAAAUAUUUGGCAUGCGUCCCCAGAUCCUGCGUCCCCAGCUGCACCAUCGAGAACAUGACUGGUUGCAUCACCUCCUGGUAUGGAAACUGCUCGGCAUAUAACCGCAAGGCCUAACAGAGGGCAGUGCAUAUGGCCCAGUACCUCACAGGGGCCAAGCUUCCUGUCAUCCAGGACCUACAGUGCCUUGCAAAAGUAUUCACCCCCAUUGGC